Messenger RNA from Micromonas pusilla CCMP1545, 1206 nucleotides. RefSeq lists its product as uncharacterized. NCBI's taxonomy places the organism in Eukaryota, Viridiplantae, Chlorophyta, Mamiellophyceae, Mamiellales, Mamiellaceae. The coding region runs from base 1 to 1206 and encodes 401 amino acids. The record is from RefSeq and is a predicted model, not a curated record. The transcript has a single exon.
AUGCUUCACGUCGCGACGUCGUUCCUGCGCGACGACGACGACGACGACGACGACGACGACGACGAUCGCGCGACGUCGUCCUCCGGCGACGGCGCGAGCUCGCUGGGGUCGUCGCUGCUGCGGUUCGCGACCGCGACCGCGUCGACGAGCUCGUCGGAGGGACGCGCGCGAACCCUAAGAGCGGGCGGCGUUCGCGUUCGCGGAGAGGACUCGAAGAGAGACGGCGCCGCGGGGCAGCGCGCGUCGCUGGCGACGCGCGGGUGGCACCUCGUCGUCGCCGCGCUCGGGCUCGAGAAGGACGCGGAGACGGAGACGGAGACGGACGACGGCGCGACCGCGGCGGAGACGGCGAAGGAGGAGUGGGAGGAGGACGACGACGACGACGACGACGAGACCGAGUCGACGAACGACUCGUUCAAAACGUGCGAGGCCGCCGCGCCGACGCUGCGACGCGUUCGCGCGCUCGAGGCGUCCGUCGCGAGCGUCGACCGACGCCUCCGCGCGCUGGAGGAGAGGCGCGACGACGCGCGCGAGUCGCGCGGCGCGACGCGCGCCUCGGUCGCGACGAGAAGUCUCUCGGCGCGCGGCGGCGCGUUCGAACGCGCGCCGCCGCCGCGCCCCCGACGCGAAACUCACUCCACGCUGUCGCUCUGGACGUCGCGGAUCGCGUCGCACGUCGAGAGCGACACCCCGCGCGAGAGCCCGGUCGCGCGCCUCGCCGAGGCCGCGCGUUGGUCCGCCGCGCGUCGGUCGUGGACGACGCCGCCGCGGGCGCGUCGGCGCGAGGAGGAGGAGGAGGCGUCGCCGGACGCGACGCCGUUUUUUGACCUCGACGCCGCCGCCGCGGACCAGCGGUGGCCGUACGCGCCGUCGUCGAUGUACACCGAGUCGCCGCCGUCGAUGGUGGACGAGGACGACGACGACGAGGACGAGGACGAGGACGUCGUCGAAAAAGCGUCCCCGGCGAGGAGCAGCCCGUCGGACCCGUCGGGGGCGCACCGCGAGCGCGCGUGUCGUCUGCUACAUCACGCGACGUUUGUCGAAAAAAACGACGACGACGACGACGACGUUCGCCUCCUUCCGCUGACGCUCGCACCGCCGCCGAUGGCGAGAGCGACGAUGUCGAUGCGAUGGCUUCUCGACGAGAUCGAGGACGUGAGGAGAGAGAUCGAGGCGCUGAAGCGCGACCCGUUCUUGUGCGCGUGA